AUGCCACCAAAGAGAAAGGCAGAGACAGCCGUGCAGGGCGGGUCGAAGGCAGGGAGGUCUUCGCGCGUGUCGACGCCUGGUGCAGCUACGCCUCGUAGCCUCGAGAGUACUGAUGAUGUGGAGGAAGAUGACGGGCCCGUCGACGAGGUUCUCGAGCGUGACAUCGACAAAAACAUCGAUUUGUUCUCCCUAGAUCGCUUUCAGAAAAGACAUGCCGUUCGGGAGCCGCUCCCGCACAUUUUUGGUGACCGUGACUUCUCGUACCUGGACCUCAAGAAGGAUCACCAGAACCGCCCGCUUUGGAUCGAUCCGCAAAAGGGCAGGAUCAUUCUGGAGAGCUUCAAUCCCUUGGCGGAACAAGCGCAGGACUUUCUAAUUACCAUUGCCGAACCGCUCUCUCGACCGACAUUUAUGCACGAGUACGCCCUCACGACACAUAGUUUGUACGCCGCCGUCUCCGUCGGCCUCUCUCCCACCGACAUCAUUAAUACCCUGGAGCGUUUCCUGAAGACGCCUCUUCCUGAUGAAAUUCGAUCAUUUAUUACGAGUUGCACACAGAGUUAUGGAAAAGUCAAGCUUGUGUUGAAGAAUACCAAGUACUACGUGGAAAGUCCAGACCCAGAGAUGCUGCAAAUGCUGCUCAAAAAUCCUGUCAUAGGACCGCUUCGCGUCCAGGGCACAGAAGAGAUUACUACCUCGGCCGCUCCCAAGAUUGGUGGUUUGGUUAUUCCUGGUACCAAAAACGCUGCUGGUGUUAAGCAGGCAAAUGGUUUGUCCCAGGGUGCUGAACAGCAGAACGAGCAGGCCGUCAACGAAGGCGACGUCUUGGCCACCCUCAACGAAGAGGACGAUGAUGAUCAAGAGGUUACGCACUCCUUCGAGAUUGCUGACAAGGACGUAGAAACUGUCCAGAAGGAGUGUCUGAACCUUGGAUACCCCGUGUUAGAGGAGUACGAUUUUCGUAGAGAUGAGGUCAACUCAAACCUGGAGAUUGACCUGAAGCCCGGCACCCAAAUUCGGCCGUACCAAGAAAAGAGUCUCAGUAAGAUGUUUGGCAAUGGUCGAGCCAAGAGUGGGUUGAUUGUCUUGCCUUGUGGUGCCGGUAAAACGCUCGUGGGCAUCACGGCUGCUUGUACGAUCAAGAAGGGCAUUAUUGUGCUUUGCACCAGUUCCAUGUCGGUCGUACAAUGGAGAAACGAAUUUCUGAAGUGGUCAAACAUCAAUCCAGACGACAUUGUUGCUUUUACAUCAGACUCCAAAGGAUCCGUCUUCACCGGCAGCACUGGCAUCAUUGUUACAACCUACUCCAUGGUGACACAAUCGCGAGCUCGCUCAUACGACGCCGAUAAGAUGAUGAAGUUCCUCACAGGGCGAGAAUGGGGUCUAAUGCUUUUGGACGAAGUGCACGUUGUGCCAGCCAACAUCUUCCGAAAGGUCACGUCCUCCAUCAAGACUCAUUCCAAGCUCGGCCUCACGGCGACUCUUCUCCGAGAAGACGAUAAGAUUUCCGACUUAAACUUCUUAAUCGGACCAAAGCUCUUUGAGGCAAACUGGAUGGAGUUAUCCAAGCAAGGGCACAUCGCGAGGGUACAAUGUGCGGAAGUAUGGUGUUCUAUGCCCACCGAGUUUUACGACGAAUACUUGAGGGCGCCAUCCAGGAAAAAGAACUUGCUGUACAUCAUGAACCCUCGCAAGUUCCAGGCCUGCCAAUACCUGAUCAAUUAUCAUGAGACUAGAGGAGACAAGAUUAUUGUCUUUUCAGACAAUGUGUACGCCUUGAAAGCCUACGCCUUAAAGCUUGGCAAGGCGUUCAUCUACGGCGGUACUGGACAACCCGAGCGCUUGAAAGUUCUUGAGAACUUCCAGCACAACCCUCUGGUGAACACUUUGUUUCUUUCAAAAAUUGGCGACACCUCGCUCGACUUGCCAGAAGCUACGUGUCUCAUACAGAUUUCAUCUCACUACGGCUCUCGACGUCAGGAAGCUCAGCGUCUGGGCCGUAUCUUGCGAGCUAAGCGUCGAAAUGACGAAGGCUUCAACGCCUUUUUCUAUUCUUUAGUUUCCAAAGACACCCAAGAGAUGUACUUUUCAUCCAAACGACAAGCCUUCCUGGUUGAUCAAGGUUACGCCUUCAAGGUGAUUACUCAACUGGCCAAUAUCGAAAAGACGCCUGGGCUGGCAUUUGCCACUGCCGGUGAACGACGAGAGUUGCUGCAAAAGGUUUUGGUGGAGAACGAUUCCAUGGAAGACGAAGAUAUCACGGACGACCUCUUCCAUAGCGGUAGCAUGGGGCGCAAGAAGAAGAAGGGUCCGCGCAGGACUGCGGGCACGCUAGGCGAGCUGAGCGGUGGCCAAGACAUGGCGUAUAUCGAGCAGAACAAGAGAGUGAACCAGGGACUCAAGAAGGGCAAGGGCAAGAAGGACAGCAAUGCAUUUUUCAAGAAGAUUGGACGAGAGAAUGCUAGACGGGCUGCGGCUCAGUAA
Messenger RNA from Metarhizium brunneum ARSEF 3297, 2484 nucleotides. It is a transcript of the gene ptr8, whose product is annotated as General transcription and DNA repair factor IIH helicase subunit XPB. The record is from RefSeq and is a predicted model, not a curated record. Gene Ontology annotation, cellular component: nucleotide-excision repair factor 3 complex; transcription factor TFIIH holo complex; transcription preinitiation complex. Gene Ontology annotation, biological process: nucleotide-excision repair; transcription initiation at RNA polymerase II promoter. Lineage: Eukaryota; Fungi; Ascomycota; Sordariomycetes; Hypocreales; Clavicipitaceae. Gene Ontology annotation, molecular function: 3'-5' DNA helicase activity; hydrolase activity; DNA binding.